AUGCAACUGAAUUACUUGGACUUGAGUGACAAUGAACUGAAUUACUUGGACUUGAGUAACAAUGCGUUAACCGGUGAAAUCCCAUCUGAGAUUUGCAACUUACUUAAGCUCCGAGAAUUCCACCUCAACUCAAACCAGCUAGAGGGCUCGAUUCCGGUUCAAAUUGGCAACCUCACAAGCUUGAAAUGGUUGAUUCUUUAUGAAAACCAGCUCAAUGGAGAAAUACCCAAUACCAUAGGCAACUUGAAGAACCUCCAAGUGAUGAGAGCUGGUAAGAACAAGAACCUUGGAGGCAUUAUACCCCGAGAAAUCUGGAAUUGUACCGAGUUGACCAUGUUAGGCCUGGUCGAAACAAGCGUCUCGGGUUUACUUCCUCCAAGUCUUGGUCUCCUAAAGAAGCUUGAAAACAUAUACAUCUGGAAUACUCUCUUCUCCGGCCAAAUCCCACCUGAAAUUGGCGACUGUACCGCCCUCCAAGAAAUCUCCCUCUCUCAAAACUCGCUCACUGGUUCAAUACCGAAAAGUAUCGGAAACCUCAAAAACCUCCGAAUUCUUUCUCUCUGGCAGAACAACUUGGUGGGUACUAUUCCAUCAGAGCUUGGGAAUUGCAAGAAGUUAACAGUUCUCGAUGUUUCGUCGAACUCGCUAACCGGAAACAUUCCACAAAGUUUCGGAAACUUAUCGGCUUUGCAAGACCUCGGACUCAGUAUGAAGCAAAUAUCGGGAAGAAUUCCAGCACAACUAGAAAACUGUAAGGAGCUCACUCAAAUCGAUUUAGACAACAACAAUAUCGCGAGUACGAUACCAUCUGAAAUCGGAAACCUUACGAAACUUCAACUGCUUUUCUUGUGGAAAAAUAAGUUAAUGGGUUCCAUUCCAUCCUCAAUUUCCAAAUGUCAGAAUCUCGAAGAGCUUGAUUUUUCUUAUAACAGUUUGACUGGGAAUAUUCCCAAAGGAAUCUUUCAGCUCAAGAAGCUAAAAAUGCUCUUGCUUCUUUCAAACGAUUUAUAUGGCGAAAUACCAGAAAAUAUUGGGAACUGUUCGUCUUUGUUUCGGUUCCGAGUUAAUGAUAACAAGCUUACUGGACCAAUAUCGAGAGAGAUUGGGAACCUGGAAAAUUUGGAUGCCUUGGAUCUCGGAUCGAAUCAGAUUUCGGGAAAUGUACCGCCCGAGAUAUUGGGCUGCCGAAACUUGACGAAUCUGGAUUUGCAUUCUAAUUUGAUCACCGAAAACUUCCCUGAGUUAAGCCGCCUUGUUUCUUUGAAAUUUGUUGAUUUUUCAGAUAAUUUGAUUGAAGGUACUUGGUCACUUCAUUACAAUAACUUGAGAAGUCUUAAACUAGCCAGCAAUCAAUUAGAAGGGUCAUUGCCAUGUUCAUUGGUCAAUUGCAAAAAAUUGAAAAUUCUAGAUGUUUCAAACAACAAGGUUAACGACACAUUCCCUCGUUGGUUAGUAAAUCUUCCAGAGUUGCGGGUUCUCCUAUUGCGAUCAAACAACUUUCAUGGUUCAAUAGGCAAUCACAAGACUAAGUUCUCAUUCCCUAAUUUGAGAAUCAUAGACCUCUCUCACAAUAUGUUCCAUGGUCAUUUGCCAUCAAACUUUUUCAAGAAUUUAAUAGCCAUGAUGAAUGGGAAUGUGGAGAAAGGUAAACUACAACAUAUGGGUGAUACUUAUUAUCAUGAUUCUAUUACGAUUGAUAUUAAAGGGAAUUAUAUUGAUGUGGUGAAUAUACAACUCUAUUGA
Messenger RNA from Quercus lobata, 1743 nucleotides. Its product is annotated as LRR receptor-like serine/threonine-protein kinase. Gene Ontology annotation, molecular function: protein binding. NCBI's taxonomy places the organism in Eukaryota, Viridiplantae, Streptophyta, Magnoliopsida, Fagales, Fagaceae. The record is from RefSeq and is a predicted model, not a curated record. The transcript has 3 exons. Bases 1 to 1743 code for a protein of 580 amino acids.